Rattus rattus (black rat) is the source of this 2027-nucleotide messenger RNA. RefSeq names its product histone deacetylase 2. NCBI's taxonomy places the organism in Eukaryota, Metazoa, Chordata, Mammalia, Rodentia, Muridae. The transcript has 14 exons. The record is from RefSeq and is a predicted model, not a curated record. Gene Ontology annotation, molecular function: histone deacetylase activity. Bases 226 to 1692 code for a protein of 488 amino acids.
CCGGAGGCCUACCCCUGCCGAGUGUCGCGCGUCGGCGCCGCUGCCAACCCCGCUGUGCGAUCUCGGGCCCUCCCGGCACCCGCUCGCCGUCCCGCUCCGGGCUGUCCUUGCUGCGAGGGCCGCCGCGCCCGCCGUCUCCCUCAGCCCUCUUGUCUGGCCGCCGGGCCGCGGCGGGCGAGAGCAGCCGGAGGAGGAGCCGCAGCCGGGAGGCGGCGGCCGGAGCCCAUGGCGUACAGUCAAGGAGGCGGCAAGAAGAAAGUGUGCUACUAUUAUGACGGUGAUAUCGGGAAUUAUUAUUACGGCCAGGGUCAUCCCAUGAAGCCCCAUAGGAUCCGGAUGACUCAUAACUUGCUUCUAAAUUAUGGUUUAUACCGAAAAAUGGAAAUAUAUAGGCCUCAUAAGGCCACUGCUGAAGAAAUGACAAAAUACCACAGUGAUGAGUAUAUCAAGUUUCUACGAUCAAUAAGGCCAGAUAACAUGUCAGAGUAUAGUAAGCAGAUGCAGAGAUUUAAUGUCGGAGAAGACUGUCCAGUGUUCGACGGACUCUUUGAGUUUUGUCAGCUCUCCACCGGUGGCUCAGUUGCUGGGGCUGUGAAGCUAAACCGUCAACAGACUGACAUGGCUGUCAACUGGGCUGGAGGACUGCACCACGCCAAGAAGUCAGAAGCGUCAGGAUUCUGCUAUGUUAAUGAUAUUGUGCUUGCUAUCCUCGAAUUACUAAAAUAUCAUCAGAGAGUCUUAUAUAUUGACAUAGACAUCCACCAUGGUGAUGGUGUUGAGGAAGCUUUUUAUACAACAGAUCGCGUGAUGACCGUCUCAUUCCAUAAAUACGGAGAAUACUUUCCUGGAACAGGAGACUUGAGGGAUAUUGGUGCUGGAAAAGGAAAGUACUACGCUGUCAAUUUUCCCAUGAGGGACGGUAUAGAUGACGAGUCAUAUGGACAGAUCUUUAAGCCUAUAAUCUCAAAAGUGAUGGAGAUGUACCAGCCGAGCGCGGUGGUGCUGCAGUGUGGUGCAGACUCCCUCUCUGGGGACAGGCUGGGCUGCUUCAACCUGACUGUCAAAGGUCACGCUAAAUGUGUAGAAGUAGUGAAAACUUUUAACUUGCCGUUGCUGAUGCUUGGCGGAGGUGGCUACACAAUCCGGAAUGUUGCUCGAUGUUGGACGUAUGAGACUGCAGUUGCCCUUGAUUGUGAAAUUCCCAAUGAGUUGCCAUAUAAUGAUUACUUCGAGUAUUUUGGACCAGACUUCAAACUGCAUAUUAGUCCUUCAAACAUGACAAAUCAGAACACUCCAGAAUAUAUGGAAAAGAUAAAACAGCGUUUAUUUGAAAAUCUACGAAUGUUACCACAUGCGCCUGGUGUUCAAAUGCAAGCUAUUCCAGAAGAUGCUGUUCAUGAAGACAGUGGUGAUGAGGAUGGAGAAGACCCUGACAAGAGAAUUUCUAUCCGAGCAUCAGACAAGCGGAUAGCUUGUGAUGAAGAGUUCUCAGAUUCUGAGGAUGAAGGUGAAGGAGGUCGUAGGAAUGUUGCUGAUCAUAAGAAGGGAGCCAAAAAAGCCAGGAUUGAAGAAGACAAGAAGGAGACAGAGGACAAGAAGACAGAUGUUAAGGAAGAAGACAAAUCCAAGGACAAUAGUGGUGAGAAAACAGACACCAAAGGAGCCAAAUCAGAGCAACUCAACAACCCUUGAAUUUGACUCCCCAACCUUAGGAACCUCGAAAAGUGAGACGAUUCUGGGAUAAGAAACCUUCGCUGUUUGAGGAAGUUUGGCUUCAUUUUAUACUGUUUUGGCAUGGACUGUAUUUAUUUUCAAAAUGGCUUGUUUUUGGUUUUCCUUGGCAAGUUUUAUUGUGAGUUUUUCUAAUUAUGAAGCAAAUUUUUUUCCACCAUGCUUUAUGUGAUUGUAUUUAAAUUGAUGUGUUAUUAUGUCAAAAAAAAAAACGGAUCUAUUAAAGAAACAAUUGGCCUUUCUGAGCUGAUUUUUCCAUCUUUUGUAAUUAUCUUUAUUAAAAAAUUGUACUUGGA